This is a messenger RNA of Chondrus crispus (carragheen), 1484 nucleotides long. RefSeq lists its product as hypothetical. Bases 1 to 1323 code for a protein of 440 amino acids. The transcript has 2 exons. The record is from RefSeq and is a predicted model, not a curated record. Lineage: Eukaryota; Rhodophyta; Florideophyceae; Gigartinales; Gigartinaceae.
AUGCCACUGCAACUAUGCUUCACUCCCGUCGCCGCCCCUGUCUGUAUACAGCAUGAGCACAUUAGCACCGGUCGCACUCGCCGCGCUUCGCGUCCAAAAUUUGCAAAGAAGCCGCGCGCCCCUCCUCGCUUCGCCGAGCACCGUUCCACCCCGCGCCGCUGGCGCGCCGCCGACGAAAAGGAUGCCCUUUUACGGCAAGUCACCACCGCCUUGAACCAAUGGUAUCAGGAAACAGGCCACCCGAAAGGCUCCCUUCCCUCCGACUCACACUUGCGCCGCUGUGAAAUUGCCCGCCGCCUGCGCUUGCAGCGCCUGGUUACCCGUGCUGGUGGCCACCGCGCUGUGCAGGCCAGCCUUGGUCUGCGCCCAAUCCAAUCUUCACUGAACGCAGUCAAGGAAAAAGAAUUAGCGGAGCUCGCUCAAAGUUUGUACAUGCUUUGCGCGGACCACGACCUUGUGCACCCGAGUGAGGAAUUCCCAGACAAGAAGCUAAUCCGCAAACUCAGCCCGCCGCUUGGCAAUCGAAUCGCCGCUUUUCCGGGACGGAACGGAUACAACCGCCUGGCCGAGUACAUCCGCGCGAAGGCUAACAAGUCUUUUGAGAAGCCUGUCAGGGACGAAUUCAAGAGCACGAAAAGAUGGGGGUUGCGCACAAACCCUCACGAGCUGCGUAUGGAGCUCCUCGCCUAUCAAACCCACCCUCAGGUCUUGCCGCGUCUUAACUCCCUGCCCUCUGAGAUCGCUGGCGCAAUCCAACGUCAGGGCGGGGCGGCAGUGUUUGCGCGGGCCCACGGAAUGGUUCUCGACAGAGAUUGGGGAAAUCUCCUUCGCUUCUCAGGCCUCAUUCGGUGGCUUUCAGAUCAGGUCUUUCCGCUCAUUGACGUCCCCAAUGGGUCCAACGCAAAUACUGCUGAAUCGUACUUGCUAAUGGUACAAUAUCAAAUGAAGCAUCCCCCCAACUUCCCCUCACCAGUCGAGGUCGCGCGUGCAGGCUUUACGAAUGAUGUGCUCAGGUAUGGUGGACGCAAGUCGCUAGCUGGGCGACUUGGGUUUUCGCGAACAUAUGGCAUUCGAGAUGUGUUUAUGGGGCCGUUUUCAGUCCUUUUUGCAGCUGAUUUACUGGAGCACGCAGUGAAACAGGUGCACGUAUCUGCAGACUGCAGUAUAGCGAUGCCUGCCAUGGAAUGUAUGGUCGCAGACGGAAGGUCAGACCUCGCCGGGGCUGUUGGCUUCCUGGGAGGCGAGGGUGCUGUUGGUCGGAGAGUCGGACUUGUCCCACGAGAGCGACUCUUAGGUAAUGUUCAAUAUACUGAUUAUGCCUGAACUUAUCCUGUUCAGCAAUUAAGCAUAAAUUAGCUAAGCAGUUCUAGGUGUUACACGAGUUCCGAGAAGGUCGGUUUUUGCGAUUCUGUAUAACAUGCGAGUUAGAGUUCGCUCCUUUAGAAACAACCAGUAAACAAUAUACAGUUUAUUCCUUAGUGGUA